AUGAAGACCCAUUUGGCCCUCUCCUUUGUCGGCAUAUAUGCCGCAAGCCUUGCACUGGCGGAUCACGGAGAUGAUUACGCCCAAACCAUGGGACCUGUGGCCUUUAUGUGGCCACCUGAUCGUGAAUGGGGUGCCGCCCAAGACAAUACUGCUCCUUGUGGCUCAGCAGCAGGAGUUUCGAACAGAACUCAGUAUCCACUGUUGAACGGUCAGGUUGCUCUUGUGGCUCAGGAUGAAUCCUGGUCGAUUCAGGUCGCUAUAUCUUACCGGAACAACCCAACCUCCAACGAGGAUUUCGAGACAGUCAUCGCAGCGAUGAGAAUCCCAGAAUUGGAUGAAGGACAUCAAUGCUACCCAAUUCCGAGUCCCCCUGUCGACAUCGAAGCGGGUGCGAAUGCCACCUUGCAGAUCAAGUACACAUCCGAUUUCGACACUGAUAAAAAUGAAACGUUUUAUGCCUGUGCCGACAUCACCUAUGUCUCGACCAGCCAAUUUACUUACCAAGUUCCGUGCUUCAAUGCCACAAUUGACGACUACAGUAUCACUGAGCCUGACUCGACCCCCUCCGCUACAGCAGCAGGUGCAUCUGCUACAGCAUCCAGCCCUUCACAAAGCUCGGGUUCAUCCUCGUCACACCUUUCAGGCGGGGCAAUAGCAGGGAUUGUCGUUGGCGUUGUUGUCGGAGUGACCGCCUUUCUGGCCGUUGCUCUCUUCUUUUGCUGGCGUCGUACAGCGCACAAGAAACGGCUUCGUCAGCAGGCAUCCAUCAGAGCGGUGAAAUGGGAUGAGAAUACGGCAGGGUCGCCUUCGGCUUCGCAUGCUUCUAACCAGGAGAUUGCACUCUCAAACCUUCACACGACCAGAGAUUGA
Molecule: messenger RNA, 870 nt
Organism: Exophiala xenobiotica
Lineage: Eukaryota; Fungi; Ascomycota; Eurotiomycetes; Chaetothyriales; Herpotrichiellaceae
Exons: 3
Coding region: 1-870 (289 amino acids)
Source: RefSeq, a predicted model, not a curated record